UGAGAGACGGAUGAACUAGGCUGGUGGCUAUAAAUCAAUUUCCCAAUUCUAUGCAGAAGAAAUGGAAAAGGAAAAUAAAAUAUUACAAAACAAAAUCUCUCUGCUGGGUUGUUCUUAGAGAUGCUUCUUGCACCAUUGAGAGUAAUACACGCAAGGAUCACAUGCUCAGUGAGAUCACUUUCCUCCAUGCCAUAGGACGUCUGACACAUUAAAUUACGUCGAUGUCAUGUUGCAGCUGUUAGAAAAGCGAGUGUGCCAGUCCUUCCUUAACCGCGUCCUCUUGCUGAACAGUGAUGAUUCUCUCACUCGUUGUAUAAUAUCUUGAUGCUAGUGUUGCCUCCUCUGGUCCCCUCCAAAUUCUUUGCUUUGCCUUCACAGCCCUAAAUCAGGAGAUUCCUCCGACUUGCAUUCCUCAAACCAGCAUUCUUCGAAACACGCAUCAUCAAAGGGGUUAGUUUUGUUUUUUGUAUUUGGUAUAAUGGUCUUCAUUUCUCAACCAAAUUUUUCAGAAGAAUAUUUUCUAGAAUAAAUCUAUCUGCCUCUACUGUCCUGUACGCGGUUCUUUUCCUUGAUUUAGUGCGAUCUUGUUGUCUAGGUAAAGGGUUUUGAUUGAGUUGUUUCCUUGGCUUCUCCAUCUCUUUCUUUGAUGCUGUUGCAUUCAAAUUUGGCUAAGUUAAUUUUGUCUUGGAUGAAACUAGAAGUCUGGUGAUUAUAGGCCCUGUUCCUUCAUCAUGAUUUUUUAGUUACCUUUUUUUGUGUUCAAGAGGGAAUUUGAUCGAGUUUUCUCUAUUAGGCACCAUGGUCUCCAUAUCUGAGCACAAGAAAUAUGUCUUGUUCUUAAAUAUCUCUUUUCUCUUGGUGGCAUGUGUUUUCUUGAUCAUGCAAUUCAGUUCUGCUGGGUUUCUUGUGCUGGGGAGUUCUCAAUCUUUCAAGGAAAAUGAUCAACAAGACUGCCAGGGGUUGCAUAGUCUGGAUGACUACAAAGCCAAGUGCUCUUACAUUAAAUCAAAUAUCCCAUGCGUCUCCCAAGGCUAUAUUGACUAUCUUUACCUUUUCUAUUGCAAUCUUGGAAGAUUUCCUCUUUUGGGCUAUUGUCUUUCUUUUCUUUGGCUCUUGGUAUUGUUUUAUCUGUUGGGAAACACUGCUUCUGAAUACUUUUGUUCUUCACUUGAAAAAUUGUCUAAGCUGUUGAAUUUGUCUCCUACAAUUGCUGGGAUUACCCUCCUUUCACUUGGCAAUGGUGCCCCUGAUGUUUUUGCCAGCCUAGUGUCUUUUAUGGGUGACGGGACAUCUAACGUUGGUUUUAAUACAGUACUAGGUGGUGCUUCCUUUGUUUCUUGUGUUGUGGUUGGAAUCAUAAGCAUUUUGGUGAAGCAAGAGGAAUUUAGAGUCAACAGGUGUGCCUUUGUUAGGGAUGUUUGCUUCUUCCUUUUAGUUCUUGCAUCCUUAACUUUCAUCCUGAUUCAUGGCAAGAUCAAUCUGUGGGGUGCAAUGGGGUUUCUGUCGAUGUAUAUUGUUUACUUCAUGGUUGUUUACGUCCUGCAAGUCCAUUGGAAUGGUGGUGGAAAUGAAAGCGAAAGGAACGCUAGUUCAAGUUAUGGCAGUGAUUUGAAUAUACCAAUUUUAAGCAGCAUGGAAAAAGGGGAGCAAAAUUAUGUGAAGGGAUGUGAUAUGGAGUGUGGUACUGAAGUAGAAAUGAACAAAUGUUGCUUUUGUGUACGAUUAUCAGCUCCUUGUCGUAUACUCAUCUGGAUCCUUGAGAUGCCUCUUUACUUACCUAGGAGAUUGACAAUUCCUGUUGUUUGUGAAAAGGGAUGGUCCAAGCCAGCCACAGUUGCUUCAGUGACAAUGGCACCAGUUCUCUUAUCAGCUCUUUGGAAUGCCCAGGGUGAGAGCGCCACCCUCAACACAAGCCUAAUAGUAUAUGGAAUUGGGUUGAUGUUAGGAAUGACAUUUGGGGUUCUUGCAUAUGUAACAACUGAGAAGUCAAGUCCACCACAGAAGUGCCUGCUUCCUUGGCUAGCAGGAGGAUUCUUAAUGAGUGUUACAUGGAGUUAUAUAAUAGCUCAGGAAUUGGUGGGCUUGAUAGUUUCACUCGGGUUUAUAUUUGGAAUAAGUCCUUCUAUACUAGGAUUAACAGUUCUUUCCUGGGGAAACUCAAUUGGUGAUUUGAUAACAAAUUUGAUAUUGGCUAUGAAUGGUGGCCCUGAAGGCGCACAAGUAGCUAUAUCAGGCUGUUAUGCAGGUCCCAUUUUCAACAUCCUUUUCGGUCUCGGGUUGUCUCUGGUUGCCUCAGCCUGGUAUGCUUACCCAUCAUCUGUUGUGAUCCCAAAAGAUCCCUACCUCUUGGAGACAAUAGGCUUUCUGGUAGGUGGCCUGCUUUGGGCACUUGUUGUUUUACCAAGGAGAAAUAUGAAGCUUAACUGGGUUCUGGGAGGAGGGCUCUUGGCUAUAUACAUGAUGUCUGUGUCUUUGAGGCUAACUCAGGCACUUGGAUCUUUCCAUUUCCAUGAUACACAUGCUUAGUUUUUACCAGUUUCCUUCCUGUACAGUGAUCGCUAGCUGUUGUAAGUAAAGUUUGUAUAUUUCCUUAGAGCUUCCAUGGCAAUUAGAAUGGCUAUAAACCUUAAUUUGUAAUCUUGAAUACACUAAUCUGAAAGCUGUCAGAAUGAAUCCAGCAACUUGUUUGAAAACCA
Molecule: messenger RNA, 2696 nt
Organism: Populus trichocarpa (black cottonwood)
Lineage: Eukaryota; Viridiplantae; Streptophyta; Magnoliopsida; Malpighiales; Salicaceae
Product: cation/calcium exchanger 2
Exons: 1
Coding region: 799-2526 (575 amino acids)
Biological process (GO): monoatomic cation transport; transmembrane transport
Cellular component (GO): membrane
Molecular function (GO): monoatomic cation transmembrane transporter activity
Source: RefSeq, a predicted model, not a curated record